Molecule: messenger RNA, 2080 nt
Organism: Rhincodon typus (whale shark)
Lineage: Eukaryota; Metazoa; Chordata; Chondrichthyes; Orectolobiformes; Rhincodontidae
Gene: mfsd8l1
Product: major facilitator superfamily domain containing 8-like 1
Exons: 13
Coding region: 223-1710 (495 amino acids)
Biological process (GO): transmembrane transport
Molecular function (GO): transmembrane transporter activity
Source: RefSeq, a predicted model, not a curated record
UUUGGUGGGCGGGGCCUCAGCCGGGCACAGCUGUCUGAACGGUUGGUCGUCUGCUCGUGAGGCGAGGGGUCAGCGUCUCGCGGCCCACGUCGAGCCGUCAACUGGAGGCUGGUGCGGUUUAUCCGUCCCGCUAAGAGAAGAGGGAGAAUCUGCUGUGUACCACAUUGUUCCCCCCGGAGUGGCUGGUAGCAGUAGAAGCAGCUAAAGCAACAAGAGCUGGCAAUGGAUCAGCGGACCAAGCGCAGGCUCACCAACAUCACCAUCGGUCUUCUCUUCCUUGUUAGCGGCAUCGAGUACGCUGUAAUACUUCCAACAAUCUGGGCAUAUCUUCAGACUCUUCAUGCUGAACCUUAUUUUCUCGGUUUGGGACUAUCUGCAUUCAGUUUUAGUGGGUUGAUUGCAAGUCCCAUCUUUGGACGUGUAUCAGACAGCACACGGAAGACAAAAGCUAUCAUAUUAUUUGCUAAUUUAUUUGAAAUUGCUGGCAACUUUAUGUACUUCAUGGGAUAUUCAAAAUGGUUACUACUUAGUAGUCGACUUGUAGCAGGUAUAGGUACAGGUGCAGGUGCAUGCAUUUUUGGAUACCUUACUCGAUCAACAACAACAGAAGAACGGGCGACAGUAUUUGCUGUUGUCAUGGCUGCACGACAGGCUGGGCUUCUGGUUGGGCCAGGAUUUAAUCUCUUCCUGAGGCUUUGUAACUUCAAACUGGGACCAUUUGAAGUAAAUAAAUACACUUCACCUGGGCUAUUCAUGUGUCUUAUGUGGAUCAUUCUUCAAGUGAUAAUAAUUUUUAUGUAUUAUGAUCUUCCAUUGGUUACCAAAAACAAUUCUCAAAGAACGGUAAUUGAGGAGGAGGAAGAACCUUUGGUUCAUGGUGAUGUGAACCAUGAAGCUGCCGAGAACAAUCAGUAUGGUAGCAUUAAUGAACAUGAAAAAUUGUGUGUUCAACCAACUGAUGAACUGGAUGGUGAAAAUAGCAGAGUGGAUGAAUAUCAAUAUAUCCCUAAUGGACACAUUGAUGAAAAUUACAAAAUGAAUGAUAAUCCUUUCCACAAUUUUAGUGCCACUAAAGAGUACCUACGAGAGGAGGUUGUGGUUGUUCUUACUGCACAGUUCAUUACACUAUUCAAUCAAACUGCUUUAGAGACAAUGGUUACUCCUAUUACACAGAAGUAUUUCCACUUUGGGGAAUUGGAGAACAGUUUGAUGUACUGUAUAUGUGGAGUAGAAGUGAUAGUUGGAUUCUUUCUUGUGAGAUGGUUAAGCACUAAGUUUGCUGAUCGAGUAAUCCUGGCAGUGGGUCUUCUUAUAUGCAAUAUUUCUUGUAUUUGGUGUUUAAUUUUCCUGGCAAAUCCAAAAGGGAGUUUUGCCAUGUUGCUAACAGAAUUUGUGGUGGGUGUGUUUCUCCAAAUUCUGGGGUUGCCAUUUGUUGCAGUUUCUCAAGUAUCUUUGUUUUCAAAAGUUACAGCAGAGAAAACGCAAGGGUUCAGUCAAGGAUUCCGUCGUUCAAUUGGAGGACUUGCCACAAUAUUAGGUCCCAUGUGGGCAGGAGGCUUAACUAAUAACCUUUACAUAAUGUUGGGAGUCAUGAUGGGUCUUCUGACACUUCUGACUAUAAUGAUGGUAUUAUCAUACAGCUAUUUGGUUGAAACUCCCCCGACCUUGACUUCAUCUGUGACAGGGAGAAAUGUGGAUGAUGAUUGCUGAAAGUGCACAUGAAAUCCAGAAAAACUACAAGAUCUCAAGUCACUGUUGCUGUUGUGAGACUUCAAGCAUCGUCUUAUAUGCACAUUUAUUGCCAUAUUUACUGUGAACACUUCUGAGUCUAUUUUUUGUACAUUUUGGCAACUGUGAAAAUGAACUGAUAUUCUUUUGCUGUAAAAAGAUAUUAGAUAAACAAUAGAGAGAUAAUAUAAAAUGUGAACAAAUGAAUGCAGUGUAUUCCUAUUUGUUCCAAUUCCAUAUUAAUAUUUAGAUAAGUGUACACAUUGUAAAGAUUAUAUUUUAAAUUACAAACUGUUGUGUGUACAUUUGCUAAUAAAUCACUGUUAAAUAAAUUGAAUUUUGGAGAUAAAAA